Messenger RNA from Carcharodon carcharias (great white shark), 1715 nucleotides. RefSeq lists its product as uncharacterized. The transcript has 10 exons. Gene Ontology annotation, molecular function: protein binding. The record is from RefSeq and is a predicted model, not a curated record. NCBI's taxonomy places the organism in Eukaryota, Metazoa, Chordata, Chondrichthyes, Lamniformes, Lamnidae. The coding region runs from base 710 to 1552 and encodes 280 amino acids.
GUGGGCCGAGCCAGGGAUGGGUAAUAAAUGCCAGCUUCACCGAGUACCACAAAAACCAAACAGAAAAAAAAAAACCAAAUAAUCGGAACGACCAUUUUUCAUAAAAUGGUACUUUCGUCUUGACAGUUACAGUUUAACCAGGGGGUCCUGGGUGGGGUGCAGUCCAGGGACAGCAGCCCACUGAAUCGGUAACAAUGAUGCUCGUAUGUGCGUAAAACAUUUUUUUUUGAAGAAAACAGGAGGAAAGGAUCAACCUGGGCGUUGGGACAAAGCUGCGGGUGUCAACAGCGUGUGACAGGGCGGAAGGUGAGCGAAAGCUUCGCUUUUAAGGUGAAGAAAUGCUUCAAUGGCUUGCCUCUCAACGGAAUUUUAACAGGGAGUACUAAGAUUUAAAACGCUGAAGUGAGGUCGACCCCCAGGUUGCCGGGACCGACCAAUACAACCAGAGCUAACGAACAACUCACGUAGCGGCGUCCGACCGCAGCAGAGAAAGCGGACGACUGAGCGGUGCCCGCCAACGUCCCUGUGCGCAUGCGGGGACCCGGCACUGUGCGUGCUUCCGCCGCCCGCAGGGCAGAGUGCCUGUAAUUCAGGUGCACGUAGGGCGUGGGAUGUCGCUUCCGAAAUUGGUUCAACCCACUCCCAUUUUCCAGCUGGAAAAGAAACAUAAGGAGGACCUAGUUGCUGUGCCAUUUUUGCUCUGUUUGAUAUGUUAAUGUGGAAAUGCAUUUUAAUCGAACAUGCAAAAUUCUUGUCAACAAUAAAGAAGGAAUGGUCCCAGUUGGAUCUUCUGUCGCUGGAGAAGAUCUUCUGGAUCUCCUGGAGCUUUUCAGGCAACGAAAGCCAGGAUAUGGGAGAGGAAGAUUUGGAGAAUCAGAAACUAAGCAAAAGGCUCAGUGCAUCAGGAGCCGAUAAGGACAUUCAUGUCUCAGGUGUGUCUGUGUCAUUGGAGAAAAUGACGACGGAGGAGGUCUGUGAAUGGCUGAUUGACUCCGGCUUCCAAUCAUGUGUCCGGCGUGUCAAAGAACUUGGGAUUACUGGUCAGCAUUUAGCCAACAUUGACCCGGAGCUGGUUGACCAGUUGAAGUUACAAGUUGCAGAGGACAGACAACAUUUGCUGGUCGCCCUCUACCAGCAACUCAAUCCUUCAGAUAUGAAUGUCAAGCAGAUACUGGGUGAUCAGAACAAGACAAAUGAACAGCAAGUUGAGGAGCCUUGGACCAUGAAGGAGAGAUGUAACACCUCUGGAUCUGACAAGGGAACUGACACAUCCGGUGCAGCAAUACCACUAGAGCGAAUGACAACAGAUGAGGUUUGCAAGUGGCUGACUGACUCUGGAUUCGAGGCGUAUGUGCCGCAUAUCAGAGAUACAUUUGUUGUCUCGGAGGGUGUUGGAACUGGCACAAGCUGUGGAAACCAGGCUGCAAGAAGCAGGUCGUCAGAUUCGAGACCUGGAAUUGCGGAAACCAGUAGAUGCUGUAUUGUUGGAAGGCAAAUUGAACUGCAUCCAAAGGAUGAUGGAAGAAAUGGAAGGAAGUAUCCAGCAGACUGAGAAAAGGAAACAGGCAUGCAUUAGGGACAAUAGGAAUCUGACUAAAGCAUCUGUCGAAGGAGCCAUUCUGGAGCUGCAUUUCAUUCAACAGAAGCUGGCCUUAAUUCAGCUGAAGGAACAGUAUUCCCGAGUAAAAAUGCUCCUCUUUGUGAAUAAACUCCAG